Messenger RNA from Oncorhynchus kisutch (coho salmon), 1092 nucleotides. RefSeq names its product VPS10 domain-containing receptor SorCS2-like. Lineage: Eukaryota; Metazoa; Chordata; Actinopteri; Salmoniformes; Salmonidae. The coding region runs from base 39 to 569 and encodes 176 amino acids. The transcript has 5 exons. Gene Ontology annotation, cellular component: membrane. The record is from RefSeq and is a predicted model, not a curated record.
CUGUGGCUGGUGUAGAUGUGGACCCUGACUUGGUGCAUAUGGAGAUGCAGGACACAAGUGGAGGGUACCUGUAUGUAACCUGUCUGAUCCAGAACUGCUCAGACAAGACUGUAACGGCUCAGUUCCUGGGGAAGAUUGACCACAACUCUCUCUCAGUCCAGGACGACUACAUAUUUGUCAAGGUGACCACAGGAAACCGUACCAAGCACUACGUCUCAUACCAACGGAACGAGUUUGUGCAGAUGAGUUUCCCGAAAUACGCCCUACCAAAGGACGUCCACAUAGUGAGUACGGAUGAGAGCCAGGUGUUCCUGGCCCUGCAAGAGUGGUACCAGACAGACAGCUACAACCUGUACCAGUCGGACCCGCAGGGUGUUUACUACUCCGUCGUGCUGGAGAACGUCCGCAGUGCCAAGCAGCCGGAGGAGAGCGUCGUUAUAGACAUACUGGAGGUGCGCGGGAUCAAGGGGGUCUUCCUGGCCAAUCAGAAGGUGGAUGGCAAAGUGCGAACUCUCAUCACCUAUAACAAAGGGCCGAGACUGGGAACCGCUAGCUCCGCCUACUACUGACAUGAACGGCAAACCGGUCAACUGCAAAUCAGUAAGGAAACCAUGCUCUACCCACAAUGCAGCAGCUUAAUACCCAUCAAUCUGCUGACAUGUAAGUGAUUACUUCCUGGGUGGAAGGCAAGAAGGGUGCAGUUUUAAGGUAUUCAAUCAGGCAAACCGUGGUCUCGUGAACAUCUACAGGGCUGGGUGACUGAGUCAUUAUUAGCCAUCGGUCCCUCAGACCAGAGAAAGUUUACCCAUAACUUUUUUUAGAACAUCCAUUACUCCUUCCCUCGUUUGUAUCUGCUCCUCGUUUGUAUCUGCUCCCGUUUGUAAUCUGCUCCCUCGUUUGUAAUCUGCUCCCUCGUUUGUAUCUGCUCCUCGUUGUAUCUGCUCCUCGUUUGUAUCUGCUCCCUCGUUUGUAUCUGCUCCUCGUUUGUAUCUGCUCCCUCGUUUGUAUCUGCUCCUCGUUUGUAUCUGCUCCUCGUUUGUAUCUGCUCCUCGUUUGUAUCUGCUCCUCGUUUGUAUCUGCUCCUCGUUUGUG